AGACAUUAUUCAAAACUUGAAUACAACACAGAACAUACAUUUUCUGUGCAUUUUGAUGCAUCAUUAGAUCUUAACAUGUUAUCUUCCAAUUUUAUUUUAUGGUACUUCCCAGAUGGUCAGUAGUUUCGAGACUACUCUUGAGAGUUACUCUGAAUGACAAGCUCAGAAUCUUAUUGUGGUUGAAAGAAAGAAAUAUGGGAAAAGAGGAGCUGAGUUUCUUCCAUUUCCGCAGUUGGUGCUACAUCUUGGUUUUGUUUUCUACUUUCUCAUCCAUCUCAUUCUUAUAUUGGUCUCAAUGCUCUAACUGUUGCGAUUCCCAAAUACUAACUGAGCUUCACAACCAAAACCAAAGCAUCAACUUGCUUUCUUUUCCAUUCGCCUGGAACCGGCUCAACCUCGCCUCACAACCGCCUCCAGCGUUGCUGAAAAUUGCUCUCUUCGUCAAGAAAUGGCCUGAGAAUAAUCGCGCUGGAGGGCUCGAACGCCACGCCUUAACUCUACAUCAUGCUCUUGCCAAAAGAGGGCAUGAGCUCCAUAUUUUUACUACUUCACCGUCCUCAAAUUCAUCUUUCGCGAACUACCCUGUCAGCAACAUGAUAUUUCACCUCUCCAAGCCAUCAGCAGGGGGUUUCCUUGACCAAGCCGAAGCCUGGCGACAGUUUCAGGCAGAGAACUCGACAGGAAGACCGUUUGACGUGAUUCACACCGAGAGCGUAGGGCUAAUGCACACUAGAUCGCGGAACCAGAGCAAUGUAGCAGUUAGUUGGCAUGGGAUCGCGUACGAAUCCAUCCAUUCCGACAUCAUUCAGGAGCUCCAUCGGCCUCGCAACAUCUCUCAGUCGAAGUUAUUGACUGAAAGGGUGAUGAAGGUUAUUGAAGAGGUCAAAUUCUUCCCAAAUUAUGCUCACCAUGUUGCCACAAGUGAUCAUGCAGGGGAUGUCCUGAAAAGGAUAUACUUGAUCCCUGAUGACCGUGUUCACAUUAUUCUAAAUGGUGUAGAUCAGGAGCUUUUCAAACCAAAUGCAGAAAAUGGAGAAAGAUUCAAGUCCAAAUAUGGUAUUCCUGAAUCUAAAAAAUUGAUUAUAGGUCUGGCAGGGAGGCUGGUUAAGGAUAAAGGGCAUCCCUUGAUGUUUGAGACUUUGAGGCAAAUGUUCAAAGAGAAUUCUACUUUCCGGGAUAGUGUUACAGUGGUUGUUGUUGGAGAUGGUCCUUGGGUUUACAGAUACAAACUCCUGGGUUCAAAUCUUCGCGUGUUCGGGGCAAUGGAACAAGCUCAACUCGCGGAUUUCUACAAUGCAAUGGACGUAUUUGUGAAUCCAACUCUGCGGGCGCAAGGUUUAGAUCACACAUUGUUGGAAGCACUCCUAACUGGUAAGCCUCUAAUGGCUACAAAACUAGCUAGCAUUACAGGAUCUGUUGUAGUCAAUGAAGAUUUCGGGUAUAUAUUUUCGCCUACUGUAAGGUCACUGAAGAAAGCAUUGUACAAGGCUUAUGAUGAUGGAAGAGAAGUUCUGGAAAGGAAAGGUCAGCUAGCUAGAGAAAGGGGUUUGAACUUAUUUACAGCCACCAAAAUGGCAGCAGCUUAUGAAAGAUUGUUUCUUUGCAUUUCUAAAGAUAAGAAAUACCGUGAUCACUGCAGCUUCCAACCUCCACGAUUUACUACCCUAUUGGAGCAACCUACUUGACGGCCUGAUGAUUUGCCUCAGUAUUUUAUUUUAGUACAGAAUGGUUCACUUGAUGGAAAUCUUCUUGACUUCACGCUCCGACAGUUUUGGUUAGUCUCGGUUAUUUGUCUCGCAAUGUUUUUAGUUAGCUCUAGGAUUGAAAGCCACCUUUACGGCAUACUGUAAAGCCAUCUUCAGGUUUUUGUCAAUACUGGUAUUAGAACUAGCCGAAAUACAUAGGUGUGUUUGCUUGGUGG
Oldenlandia corymbosa var. corymbosa is the source of this 1921-nucleotide messenger RNA. The record is from the annotation of a GenBank genome assembly. NCBI's taxonomy places the organism in Eukaryota, Viridiplantae, Streptophyta, Magnoliopsida, Gentianales, Rubiaceae.